AUGAAGAUGCAGUGCUCUGCAUAAUAUUCUCGGUACAGUUGUUCUGACAUAUUUCUCAAAUCACUCUAUCAAACCAGAUAAAUACACUUGUGUUUUAUAUUUUUAUAUCAAAGGACAUUUAGUGUCGCUCAGCAUUAUGAGUAAGAACAGUUCUUCUGAUCCUCCCAACAACACCCAGGGCUCAACCAACAAUGAAAAAGUCCCCCAGGAAAAGGUGGCGGACAAAACGGGAAAGCCCUCUACACAAGAGCCUGAAGAGGAGAUUGACAUCGAUCUGGAGGCUCCAGAGACAGCGAAAGCAGCUUUGGCAAUACAGAAUCAGUUCAGACGCUUUCAGAAGAAAAAGAAGUAGAAGAAGAAAGGAUGAAAAAGAGGAAUCAGUGUGGAGGACAAAAACGCCUUCCACAAUUUUCACUAUGGAGGGAAAGAGAGAGAGAGUUAAUAAGGCAGAGAUAAAGGACAGGGAAAAGUCAAGUGUGGGUGGGAAAUUAGGGGGUUUGGAAACAAAUGAUACCCCUUUGGCAUCAACAUGCUGGGCUGAUGAGAGAUAAGAAUAGGAAAGACAGGAUUUUCACUUUAAAAUACAUUGAAUCUUCUGUUCUUUGUGUUCAUCUCUCCGUUCCUCAUAAAUAUAGCUAGGAAUGUUGCGUUUUCUCUUGUGCAAUGCAUUUUCAAAGUAUUUAGUUUAUUGUAGUUACAACAAAGCAAAUUUAAGGGGGUGCAGUAAAUAACCCAAACAUGAAACAGUAUGUUAGUGUGAAUCAGUAUUAUUGAUUUGAAAUAGGUCACUUAGUCACUCAGCUCUUGUGUGUUUUCUUUAUAAAAUGAAGAGAAUAGUGCUUGUAACAGGAUAUUAUGUAUGUCAAUGGCAGAAGAUAACAAGAUAACUUGAUCCAAGAAAUUGUGCAAAUUUAAUUUUUUUGUCUUUUCACCAUGAGUUUAUUAUUUUAGCAAUAUCUUGGAUAUUUAUUAGGAAUGCACCAAUGCAACAUUUCUAACGAUAUUCGAUUACCUAGAAUUACUUUUACCGAUAAAUUGCUUUUAUAAAAUUAGCUCGAUUUACAAAAAAAUAUAGUGCAUCAUUUAUGCGUCCCUCUUUUUAAGCAAGUUUCAUUUUAAGCAAUUGCUUAAUUUUUUAAGCUUAAACUACUUAAAAUUCCAUGUAAAACUUACUUAAAAAUUGCAAUUACCUAAACUGCUUAAAAUUAUAUGUAAAACUUAGUUUAAAAAGUGGGUGCAAAAAUUAUGCUCUAUAUAUUAAAUCCAGCAUAUAAUUUUUUUCAGUGUACUCCGUGUUUCAAAUGAUUGCGUUGUGAAAUCCUAAAAGUGCAGUGUACAAACUGCAAUUCUGUUGUCAUUUUGACCCAAUGCAAAAUAAUCAAUCAAUAUGUAAUCUGCACCAAUCAAUCAGCUGAUAACCGACAAUGGAAAAAAAAUUGCUUUUAUCAAUACUAUUAAAGGCAGAUACAUUGGUGCACCCCUAAUUAUGCAUCUUGGACAGGGCUGUUUAGCUUUUAAAGUUUACUGCACUGUACAAUGUAAAUGUUUUAUAUUUGCAGCCUUCAAUUUUUAAGUAUAAUCAAAUUGGCAUUUCAACUUGCUAUUCUAAAUGUUGGCGAUAGUGAUGAGUUGCUGUAAAGUAUAAAAAAUGUAAUUGCUUAACUUACUUUGAUGAGAUCAUUUAAAUGAAGUUGAUUAAAUCAAGGAAAGUGUAACAUUU
This is a messenger RNA of Paramisgurnus dabryanus, 1720 nucleotides long. It is a transcript of the gene pcp4l1, whose product is annotated as Purkinje cell protein 4 like 1. The record is from RefSeq and is a predicted model, not a curated record. Lineage: Eukaryota; Metazoa; Chordata; Actinopteri; Cypriniformes; Cobitidae.